Messenger RNA from Cylicocyclus nassatus, 1643 nucleotides. The record is from the annotation of a GenBank genome assembly. Lineage: Eukaryota; Metazoa; Nematoda; Chromadorea; Rhabditida; Strongylidae.
CUUAUUUUACACAUGGCAUCACACUGGAAGGAAACUACAGCUCUAAUAUGCACUUAUGGUGUACUGAAGAAAAUUCGACCAGCUACUCCAUUUCUGACACCAUUUCUCGUUUCUCACUACAAGAACCUCACUAUAGAUGAGGUCUAUGGACAAAUAUUUCCUUUUUGGACAUAUUCCUUCCUAAUAUUUUUGGUCCCCAUCUUUUUCCUUACUGACAUUUUUCGCUACAAGCCUAUAAUAAUUUUGGAAGGAGCUUGUUUGACAGCGACUUGGGGCCUGCUCGUUUGGGGUCAAGGAGUAGUGCAAAUGCAAAUUAUGCAAAUAGUAUUUGGGCUAGCCUCAGCGUCGGAAAUAGCGUAUUUCUCAUAUAUUUAUGCGGUUGUGGACGAGAAACAGUAUCGAAAGUGCAGCUCAUAUAUACGUACUGCGCUACUCAUAGGAAAAUUGUUUGCCUAUGGAUUAGCGCAGUUUCUUGUAUCGACUGGAACAGGUUCUUACUUGCUUUUGAAUCAGAUCUCACUUGCUACAGUUCUUAUUGCUUUCUGCAUUGCUUUGUUACUGCCACGGGUACCGACAAGGUUACGACGAGAAGUCCAUAGCGAACUCGUUGGGGCACAAGAAAGUUCAAGUCUAGAAAAUCCAACACGAGGCGAAUUUGAACGCCGAAAACUUGAACGAGGUGUUCGCAAUUAUUUAUUGACCACUAUCAAGAAUUUCCGCAUUUUCAAGGAUAAUUUGGUUGUGCUAAAGUGGUCGAUUUGGUGGGCUUUAGCAAGCUGCGGGAUAUUUCAGGUGUUCAACUAUAUUCAAGCCUUAUGGCUGGAAAUGCAACCUGAUCCAAAUAAGGCCGAAAAUGGAUUGACGGAGUUUGUGAAUACUUUAAUGAGUGCAGUCAUGGCGUUCGCCAUACAGUUCGCAGCUAUCGAUUGGAUUAAAUACGGAGAACUAACACUAGCAUUGUCUUCAAGCCUUAUCGCCGUUAUCUUAGCGGUUGUGUCACAGACCAAAUACGUGGUACUCGCAUAUAUAGGCUACGUUCUAGUAACGGCCAUUUACCAUGCGCUGAUCACAGCGGCAAGUUGCAACAUCGCAACAGAGCUUUCAUCCACCAUCUAUGGUCUUGUGUUCGGCUGGAACACUUUCGUUGCUGUUGGUUUGCAAACAUUGUUAACACUUGUAGUUGUUGACUCUCAUGGAUUGAAUCUGCCUAUGAGAACACAGUUCGUUGUCUAUGCAGUAUAUUUUGCUGCAGUGGCAGCUUUGUUCUUGGCAGCUUUCAUAUACUCGCGGUUGAAGAAAACGCCAACUGAAGAACCUAGAAAUGCUUCAGAAGGAAGUGAGAAUGCCGUUGAAAGUUUAUGAGCAGAUUAUCAAAUGUAGUUAUUAGUUUAUUAGUUAGGAAAAGAAACCUCAAACAUUUAACUUGUGCAGUUGUGGAUUCUCUUCAGGUAGAUGUUAAAUAAGUAUGUUAGAAUCUUUUUGAUUAGAAAAUUAGCCCUUAUCGGCGAUGACUCAAGUGUUUGUCGGAAAAUGAGGCUCAAACUUUAUAAUAAUCAGUAUACAAAAAGAAGAUGCCUGUUAUAUUUCAGAUAUCACAUAAGCAUUGUGAAGUAAGGCACUUUAAGAGACAUUUUUGUUUGGCG